This is a messenger RNA of Thamnophis sirtalis, 938 nucleotides long. Lineage: Eukaryota; Metazoa; Chordata; Lepidosauria; Squamata; Natricidae. The record is from RefSeq and is a predicted model, not a curated record.
GCUCAGAAGAAGCAGCUCUUCCUUCUCUCCUCCCCUUUAGCCUUCUCUCUUGCUCAACUUGUUUCUGACUUCCUUUUAUGACAGCAGGCUGAGCAGCUGAACAGGAUCGGUGCUUGGGGUUUCUUUUAUCUCUAACGUGAUGGAUGGAUAGGUAUUGGGCAGAUUGCCUGGCACCGACAUUGGGCAGCAUGUCCCACAAGUGGCAUCGGUUUUCGGACAUGCCCCAUAUAACCGUGAAACUGAUUGGACUUUUCCACUCGGAGGAGAAAGAUAAAGAUAAAGAGAAACUGAAGGAACGGGAUAAAGACACCAAGGAAAAAGACAAAGAUAACAAGAUACUAAAUGGCCAUCUCUUCAGUGCCAUCUCAACCGUGGGUCCCAUCAGUUGUUACCACUGUCUCAAGCCCUUCAACAAAGAUUCAUUCGUCUGUGCAAAUUGUGGUGCCAUUGUCCAUAAAAGCUGCAAAGAAAGUGUGGCUGCUUGUGCUAAGGUCAAAAUGAAACUCCAGAAAAACCCAAGUGGUCUUCAGCCUCACGAUACUUCUUCAUUGCCCACAGUAAUUAUGAGAAAUAAGAGUUCUCAGCCAAAAGAGCGACCCAGAUCAGCGAUUCUUGCUCUUGAUGAGAACAUAACGACUUCAGUGUUCAAUAGUAGGCGAUCCCAGCAGAACCUGUCCCUUUCAAAGAGUGUUUCCAUUCAGAACAUUGCUGGAGGUUCAGAUGUUGCAGCUAAAGAUCGUGCAGCCUGUAGAGGGAAGGUUGGCAUUUCAGCACCACAGCAGUUUGCUCUUACGAACGACUGGAGAGGCUCUGCAACAUUCACCCGCCCCUAUCCCCCCUAUCAAGCGGUUCGGCAGCAAAAAAUGCAGACCGGAAAUGUGCGUGAAUGGCUUGAAGAAGGCUUCAGCGAUGAGAAGGAGAUCUACGAAUUCCGUUGA